AUGGCAAACAGCGCAAUUACAGCCGAAAAUGUAUACCAGCGAUUCCCCGAGCUUGAACCGCUCACUAGCACAUCCAACCCCGGUAAACUCUCCGCAAGCGAAAGCGACUUGAGCGGGUACGAUGCACAGCAAGCCCAACUAAUGAACGAGGUCUGCAUCGUGGUAGACUCAUUCGACACUCCCAUCGCGCGAGCCAGCAAGCAUGCUUGCCACCUGAUGAAAAACAUAAACGCGGGCUUAUUACACCGCGCAUUCUCAUGCUUCCUCUUCAACUCGCGGAACGAGUUACUGCUGCAACAGCGCGCAGACGCAAAGAUCACUUUUCCCGGUCUGUGGACGAAUACCUGCUGUUCGCACCCGCUGGAUAUCCCCGGGGAGGUGGGUGAUGAUUUCGCGGGUGCGGUCGAAGGCGUCAAACGAGCAGCGCAGAGGAAGUUGCAGCAGGAAUUGGGGAUCAAACCUGAGCAAGUCCCUAUUAAAGACUUUGAGUUCCUGACGCGAGUGCAUUAUCUCGCUGGUGAUGGGAAGUGGGGGGAGCAUGAGGUUGAUUAUAUCCUGUUUAUACGGGCUGAGGUGGAUGUUGAUGCGAACCCGAAUGAGAUUAAAGAUAUGCGGUGGGUAUCUCCGGAGCAGCUGAGGGGGAUGCUAGAGGAUACUUCUCUGAAGUAUACGCCGUGGUUUCAGCGUAUUUGCGAGGGCUUGUUGUUUAAGUGGUGGGAUAGCCUAGGGGCACCUGAGUUUGACAAGUACAAGGAGGAGACUGAGAUUCGGCGGAUGCUAUAG
Molecule: messenger RNA, 783 nt
Organism: Aspergillus versicolor CBS 583.65
Lineage: Eukaryota; Fungi; Ascomycota; Eurotiomycetes; Eurotiales; Aspergillaceae
Exons: 3
Coding region: 1-783 (260 amino acids)
Biological process (GO): isopentenyl diphosphate biosynthetic process; isoprenoid biosynthetic process
Cellular component (GO): cytoplasm
Molecular function (GO): isopentenyl-diphosphate delta-isomerase activity
Source: RefSeq, a predicted model, not a curated record